Messenger RNA from Coprinopsis cinerea okayama7#130, 246 nucleotides. RefSeq lists its product as hypothetical. Lineage: Eukaryota; Fungi; Basidiomycota; Agaricomycetes; Agaricales; Psathyrellaceae. The transcript is spliced from 2 exons. The coding region runs from base 1 to 246 and encodes 81 amino acids. The record is from RefSeq and is a predicted model, not a curated record.
AUGCCUUUCUUUGAAAACGCAACUAAUGUUACUAUCCACAAUGGCCAGUUUACGAAUGUGAAUGGCGACGCGGUCGUCUUUAACCACAUGGGAACCCACCGUGGCCCCGGUCAGGCUUCCGCUGGAAUCCUAGAGAUGGAGGCGGCCGCCAACAGUCUCGCCAGCAGUUUUGGGCUCGAUGGGAGGAUGAAACCAGAGAUGCACGGCCUCGUUCACCGCCUCAAGCUGGACCGAAAGAGUAGAUAG